This is a messenger RNA of Aureococcus anophagefferens, 2060 nucleotides long. RefSeq lists its product as hypothetical. Bases 298 to 2013 code for a protein of 571 amino acids. Gene Ontology annotation, molecular function: ATP binding; ATP hydrolysis activity; polyubiquitin modification-dependent protein binding. The transcript has 3 exons. The record is from RefSeq and is a predicted model, not a curated record. Gene Ontology annotation, biological process: mitotic spindle disassembly; autophagosome maturation; retrograde protein transport, ER to cytosol. Gene Ontology annotation, cellular component: VCP-NPL4-UFD1 AAA ATPase complex; nucleus; cytosol. NCBI's taxonomy places the organism in Eukaryota, Pelagophyceae, Pelagomonadales, Pelagomonadaceae.
AUCUUCGACGAGUGCCUCGCGCCGUACUUCGCCGGCGCGGACCGGCCCGUCAAGCUCGGCGACACCUUCGCGGCGCCCCUGGAGCUCGACGGCGAGGCCUGGGACGUCGCGUGGCGCGUCGCGAGCCUGGGCCUCGACCACGAGGGCCGGCCGCUCGCCGAGGCCGUCGUCGGCGCGUCGAGCGCGCUCGUCGCCGAGGCGCCCUACGACGCCGAGGUCGCGGGCGCGGCGCUGCCGAGCUACGGCGACGUCGGCGGCUGCGCGUCCCACAUCGACCAGCUCAAGGAGGUCCUCGAGAUGCCCCUCCACUCGCCGGGCCUCUUCCGCGGCGUCGGCGUGAACCCGCCGCGCGGCGCGCUGCUCCACGGGCCGCCGGGCUGCGGCAAGACCACGCUCCUCCGCGCGGCGGCCUACGAGUGCGGCUGCAACGUCGAGGUGCUCAACGGCGGCGACGUCGCCGCGAAGAAGCCCGGCGAGGCCGAGGAGGUGCUCCGCGCGAAAUUCGCGGCCGCGGAGAAAGGCGGCGCGCCCGCGUCCCGCCCCGCGCCGUCCGUGAUCAUGAUCGACGAGAUCGAGUGCAUCGCGCAGAAGCGCGACAAGGCCGACAGCGAGCAGGACAAGCGCAUCUGCGCGCAGCUCCUCACGCUCAUGGACGGCCUGAAGCCCGCGUCCGGCGUCGUCGUGCUCGCGGCGACGGGCAAGCCCAACGACCUCGACCCGGCCCUGCGGCGCUUCGGGCGCCUCGACCGCGAGGUCGCCCUCGAGGUGCCCGACGAGGCCGCGCGGCGCGAGAUCCUCGCCGUGAAGACGCGGGGCAUGAGCCUCGCCGGCGACGUCGACCUCGACGACGUCGCGCGCGACUGCCACGGCUUCGUCGGCGCCGACGUCGCCCAGCUCUGCACGGAGGCGGCCCUACUCUGCGUGCGCGAGGCGCUGAGGAACGCUGGUGAGGACCUCGCCGCGGACCUCGAAUUGGACCCGGCGGCCCUCGAGGUCACCAAGGCCCACUUCGCGAAAGCGCUCAAGACCUGCAACCCGAGCUCGCUGCGCGAGUCCGUCGUCGAGGUGCCCGACGUGUCGUGGGCCGACGUCGGCGGCCUCGAGGACGUGAAGCGCGAGCUCAAGGAGACGGUCGAGUACCCCGUGCAGUUCGCCGACGAGUACGCCAAGUUCGGCAUGCCCCCGUCCAAGGGCGUCCUCUUCUACGGCCCGCCGGGCUGCGGCAAGACCUUGAUCGCCAAGGCCGUCGCGAACGAGUGCGGCGCGAACUUCAUCUCCGUCAAGGGCCCCGAGCUCCUCACCAUGUGGUUCGGCGAGUCCGAGGCGAACGUGCGGAGCCUCUUCGACAAGGCGCGCGCCGCCGCGCCCUGCAUCCUCUUCUUCGACGAGAUGGACUCCAUCGCGAAGGCGCGGUCCGGCUCCGCGGGCGGCUCCGAGGCGGGCGACCGCGUCAUGAACCAGAUCCUCGCGGAGAUCGACGGCGUCGGCACGAAGAACGUCUUCGUCAUCGGCGCGACGAACCGGCCCGACAUCCUCGACCCCGCGGUGACGCGGCCGGGCCGCCUCGACCAGCUCAUCCACAUCCCGCUGCCCGAUCGCGACUCGCGCUACAACGUCUUCAAGGCGUCGCUGCGCAAGGCGCCCCUGGACCCGGCCGUGGACCUCGACAAGCUCGCGGACUUUACGGUGGGCUUCUCCGGCGCCGACAUCUCGGAGAUCUGCCAGCGCGCGGCGAAGAACGCCGUCAAGGACGCCGUCGCGCGCGAGGCGCGCGGCGAGUCGCCCGAGCCCUACAUCUCCAGGGCCUGCUUCGAGGAGGCCGUGUCCCGCGCCCGCAAGUCCAUCCCCCAGUCCGAGAUCGACCGCUACGACGCCUUCUCCGCCGCGAUGAAGACGUCCGCGAAGAAGUCCGCGUCGCAAAAGUUCUCCUUCGAGGACGGCGGCUGGGUCGACGCGGCGGAGGCCCCGGCCUCCUCCGCGGCCGUCGCACCGGCGGAGGCCCCGAGCUCCUAGGACCAAGACCCCGCGCCCCUAACAGAGGAGCCGACUCCAGAUAGCUU